Chionomys nivalis (European snow vole) is the source of this 4770-nucleotide messenger RNA. It is a transcript of the gene Man1a2, whose product is annotated as mannosidase alpha class 1A member 2. Gene Ontology annotation, cellular component: Golgi membrane; extracellular exosome; endoplasmic reticulum. Bases 675 to 2600 code for a protein of 641 amino acids. Lineage: Eukaryota; Metazoa; Chordata; Mammalia; Rodentia; Cricetidae. Gene Ontology annotation, biological process: carbohydrate metabolic process; N-glycan processing. The record is from RefSeq and is a predicted model, not a curated record. The transcript has 13 exons. Gene Ontology annotation, molecular function: mannosyl-oligosaccharide 1,2-alpha-mannosidase activity; calcium ion binding.
GGGCGGGGGCGGCCACUCGGCAGAGGAGGAAGUUCCGCUCCUGACAGAGCGCGCGGCGGCGCGGGCGCUGAGGUGUUCGGGACGCCGUCGUCCUCGCGGCCCCGGCUGAGCCUCUCGCCGCUGCUCCGCCCGGCGCCGCUGCUCGGAAACCGCGGAGAGAUUGAGGAGCGGCGGAGCAGAGGCUCCGGACGCGAUCGAGUGGACCGACCUGCUGCAAGUCAGCGUGUCGCCGGGCAUCCGCUGGGACGGCCGGCCGCCUCGGAGCAUCGAGUCGGGGCGCGGGCAUGGCAGAACCCACCUUGCAGCUUCUCUGCAGUGUGGCUCGCCCGAUCCACUCCCGGGAAUGAAGAGGAGACUCGCGAUCACCCGGUGAGGCACUGAGAGCCAGAUGGCGAGAGGAUCUUACCGGACAGAAACCAGCGAUCACUUGGGAGGUCACCUGGGCUUCUGGAUGUAAUCGGAGAGCGUGAAAGAGGUGGCCUCGUAAAAAAAAAGAAAAAAGAAAAAAAGAAAAAAAAGAAAGAAAAAAAGAAAAAGAAAAAAAGCACAAUUCUUUGAGAGGAGGGGGAAUUGAGUUUAUCCGUUUUUGCCAAGGUUUUGAUAAACGGUUCGAUGUCUUGUACGUUUGAUAUAAGAUGAGAACUUUCUAAAGUAUUCCGUCCAAGAGCCUAAGGAUGACUACCCCAGCGCUGCUGCCCCUGUCUGGUCGUAGGAUACCGCCUCUGAACCUGGGGCCGCCCUCCUUCCCACACCACAGGGCUACCUUGAGACUCUCCGAGAAGUUUAUCCUUCUCCUUAUUCUUAGUGCCUUCAUCACCCUGUGUUUUGGGGCAUUCUUCUUCCUUCCAGACUCUUCAAAACACAAACGCUUUGAUCUGGGCUUAGAAGAUGUGUUAAUUCCUCACGUAGAUGCCGGCAAAGGGGCUAAAAACCCCGGAGCCUUCUUGAUCCAUGGACCCGACGAACACAGACACAGGGAAGAAGAAGAGCGUCUGAGAAAUAAGAUCAGAGCUGAUCAUGAGAAGGCCCUGGAAGAAGCAAAAGAAAAAUUAAGAAAGUCAAGAGAGGAAAUCCAUGCAGAAAUUCAAACAGAGAAAAGUAAAGUAGCCCAAGCAAUGAAGAUAAAGGAGACCAGGGUACUGCCCCCUGUCCCUGUCCCACAGCGUGUAGGGGUCAGUGGUGGAGACCCAGAAGACACUGAGAUAAGGAAGAAAAGAGAAAAAAUUAAAGAGAUGAUGAAGCAUGCCUGGGAUAAUUACAGAACAUACGGAUGGGGACAUAAUGAGCUCAGACCUAUUGCAAGGAAAGGGCACUCCACUAACAUAUUUGGAAGCUCACAGAUGGGUGCCACCAUAGUGGAUGCGUUGGAUACCCUUUAUAUCAUGGGACUUCAUGAUGAAUUCAUGGAUGGGCAAAGAUGGAUUGAAGACAACCUUGAUUUCAGUGUGAAUUCAGAGGUGUCUGUGUUUGAAGUUAACAUUCGGUUUAUCGGAGGCCUCCUCGCCGCGUAUUACCUGUCAGGAGAGGAGAUAUUCAAGACUAAAGCAGUGCAGUUGGCUGAGAAGCUCCUUCCUGCCUUUAACACACCUACUGGCAUUCCCUGGGCAAUGGUGAAUCUGAAAAGUGGAGUAGGUCGGAACUGGGGCUGGGCGUCUGCAGGUAGCAGCAUUCUGGCUGAAUUUGGCACACUGCAUAUGGAGUUUGUCCACCUCAGCUACCUGACUGGUGACUUGAUUUACUACAAAAAGGUCAUGCACAUUCGGAAACUACUCCAGAAAAUGGAACGCCCAAAUGGUCUUUAUCCAAAUUAUUUAAACCCACGUACAGGGCGCUGGGGUCAGUAUCAUACAUCGGUUGGUGGUCUGGGAGAUAGUUUUUAUGAAUACUUACUGAAAGCAUGGCUGAUGUCAGAUAAGACAGACCAUGAGGCAAGAAGGAUGUAUGAUGAUGCUGUUGAGGCUAUAGAAAAACAUCUUAUCAAGAAAUCCCGAGGAGGGCUUGUCUUCAUUGGAGAAUGGAAGAAUGGACACUUGGAAAGGAAGAUGGGGCACUUGGCCUGCUUUGCUGGGGGAAUGUUUGCACUUGGAGCAGAUGGUUCCAGGAAGGACAAAGCUGGCCACUAUCUAGAACUAGGGGCAGAAAUUGCACGAACAUGUCAUGAGUCAUAUGACAGAACUGCAUUAAAACUAGGUCCUGAGUCCUUCAAGUUUGAUGGUGCAGUGGAAGCUGUGGCUGUGCGGCAAGCUGAGAAGUAUUACAUCCUCCGUCCAGAAGUAAUUGAAACCUAUUGGUAUCUGUGGCGUUUCACCCACGACCCAAGAUACAGGCAGUGGGGCUGGGAAGCAGCACUGGCUAUUGAAAAGUAUUGCCGAGUCAGUGGUGGGUUUUCCGGAGUCAAGGAUGUGUACUCCCUCACUCCGACGCACGAUGAUGUGCAGCAGAGCUUCUUUCUUGCUGAGACUUUAAAAUACUUGUACCUACUGUUCUCUGGCGAUGACCUUCUACCUUUAGACCACUGGGUGUUUAACACAGAGGCUCACCCUCUGCCCGUGUUACGUUUAGCCAACAGCACUCUUUCAGGUAAUCCUGCUGUUCGAUGAACAGCUCCAGAAGGACCAUUCUUACCUGUGUUUUGUUUACAUGGACCACUACAGACAUUGUCUGGAGAGGCGGCUUUGAAAACCUGGACCUCUACGUCACCAUGCCGGAUGAAACUCUCCCCUUCAAGACUUUUCACUUGUAGAUACAUCAACUUUGAAAUUAUUCCAUUUUAUACCUGACCAAAACAUGUUCUGGUACAUGUAGGACAGAGGCCUGAUGUGCUUUGACUCUUAAUGAGAUGGCCACAUGGGAAACAAUGUCUUAUUCUGUAUCAUUAGUGCAAGCCAAGAACAUAGAACACCUUCCAGGAGUUAGAGAUGGCUUUUGGAACGAAUUAUACCUUUUUUUCCUCCCACCGUGGAGCAGCUUUCAAAUCAAAUAUUACACAUUGCUUAACCCCUUUCCUCCACUUUAGUAAAUAAUGGGACACACUGGAGUGAACAAGAACAAAGGAACAGUGUAAUUACAUCAGUAGCAAGAAGACUUGGAGAAGAAACAGAUACUGUCCCUGUCUGAAUAGUCAAGCUCCCCAUUGGAUUUUUACUGGACUGGUAACCAUUUCACUCCCAACAUAGUUCAUUGAAAUCUGUUUAGAUUUAGUUUUUCUCUGGGGGGCAUAACCUCAUGAAGAAUACUUUUCAAGUCUCUUGUCUCCAUAUGGUAUGCUGAAACUGGUAUUUAUCAUAACUGCUGCUUAUGAGCCCGAGUGUGGGAGUGUGCAUGUAGCUCACGCUAGUAUGGGUAGCAUGCAGAAGGUGGGGAAGGUGCCAGUUUGUUGCCUUGAAACCUGUUCUCAAGAAUCCUUGAUUUUGUUGGUAGGAAAUUAUUCUUCUGAACCAGCAAGUCUAUCAAGCAAAGAAACCUGCUUUAAUCACGUAACGCAGUUAGUAGAGUUGUUCACCUCACAGCUUUCUGUGGCUUGGCAGAAUUCACUCUAACUGUCAUGCACUCUGCCUUUGCUAGAACAAGCUGAGUUGCUUUCACAACGCACUAAAGCAGAAGCAGACAUCUCAACUUCCCUCAAUCACCUCACACGUGUGAGCUACUCACAAAGAUUUUAUGUUUUUAAGUUUCUCCAAGAAUAUUAUAUAUCCAAAGAACUAAUAGAAUAGUUUCAAAAUAAUCUCCAGUGGCAAAUGUGUGAUAAAAUUAAUCAUACUCACUAAAACUGGCAUAAGCCUAAGGAACUUACAGAUAUUGUGGGGGUUUUGUUGUUAUUGCUCAAUACUUUGGCAAAAAAAAGUGAAAUUUUAUCAAAAACUAUAAGGUAAAUAUUAAUGCUUAUAAAAUUUUUGUCCCUUGAAUUUCUAUGACAAUACAAGACACUCUCCCUCCUUUUCAUUUAGUGCAGACAUCAUUUUUUGAUGAUAAUAGAACUUGAGAAGACUAUAAUCUAAUAUUUGCUCUGAUUUUGAAUAUUUGAUGUAACAGUUUGUUCAUGAGCUCUGCUUUGGAAUUUUGAAAGCUUAUUUCCUUGGUUGGUAGCUUUUCUUUUUAGCUCUCUACUAGCAUAUAGCAGACUUAAAUUGUGGGAAAAGUCAAUAUAAUCAGACAUAUAAGGGUGACCAUCUUACACUGUAAAUCAUCUGGUCCUCAGAGUUCAGCCAGUGCUCCAUAAGCUUGCCACCUCACACUUGUUCAGUAUUUAUAGCAGACAACAUGGAGAGAGCGAGUUCUAGCACAUUUCAAAAUUGUGAUAUCUUUUCCUACUUGAAAUUUUUAAAGUGUAAAUGAGAAAGGUAGAUCGCUAUUACUUUAAAGAGAAAGAGAAGGUUUUGGUUCUCAGAAGAGAAAAAAGUGAGCCUUCUAAAAACAGCACAAGCCCGCUCACAAGUCAAGAUAAAGUGAAAAGCUGGAGGUGGCAGAGACCAGAGCAGCAGGCAGGGCACCAACCGUCUUUCACUGUGUUCACAUCAGUGCAGUGAAGGCGCCAUCUUGGUUCCCCAGGAAUUCUCAGAGGAGACAAAACAGCAUCUCCUACCCCCACCCAGUGCUCUUGUUCACAUGAGCCUAGAGCAUAAGAGAAGGUGUGGGUGUGAGCAGGGCAUGGUUCACGUGAAGAUCUGAAGACUGUCAUUUUAAUACCCCGACUUUGUGAUGAGAACUCGAGCUUACGACAAUGCUUUUUCUUCUCUGAAUACCAAAGGCAUUAAAGUCAGGUGUAAAUGA